AGCGCACAAUUUAAAAACUCUUUUCCCUUCUCCGCUCCUCUCCCUCCCCCCGACCUCUCCGAAUCCCACGGCCAAAACCCUAGCCCCAAAUCGAUACCUUGGCUCCAUGGGCGACUCCUUCGGCGUCCUCCUCACCUACCCCAUGGACUCCUACCUCGAGGAGGAGCUCGCGCGGCGCUUCCGCCUCUUCCGCCUCUGGGAGGCCCCUCCGGGGCGGCGCCUAGGGUUCCUCCGCGCCCACGCCUGCUCGAUCCGCGCCGUGGUGGGGAACACCGCCGUUGGCGCCGACGCCGACACGAUCGACGCGCUGCGGGCGCUCGAGAUCGUCGCCUCCUUCAGCGUCGGGCUCGACAAGGUCGACCUCGCCAGGUGCCGGGCGCGGGGGAUUCGAGUCACCAACACCCCCGACGUGCUCACCCACGACGUCGCCGACCUCGCCGUUGCGCUCGCCAUCGACGUCCUGCGCCGCGUUGGCGCCGCCGAUCGAUUCGUGCGGAGAGGGGCGUGGGAGAAGGAGGGGGACUUCGAGCUCGCCUCUAGGUUUAGCGGGAAAAAAGUCGGCAUUCUCGGCCUCGGCCGGAUCGGCUUAGCGGUCGCCACGAGAGCCGAGGCAUUCGGCUGCGCGAUCAGCUACACCUCGAGAUCGGAGAAGCCGCACCACCCGAACUACAAGUACCACUCGAACGCCGCCGACCUGGCGGCCGACUGCGACGUGCUCGUCGUGUCGUGCGCGCUGACUGAGGAGACCCGCCGCAUCGUCGACCGGGCGGUCAUCGACACGCUGGGGCCGAACGGCGUGCUGAUAAACGUGGGGCGCGGCGCGCACGUCGACGAGCCCGAGCUCGUGUCCGCGCUGGUCGAAGGACGGCUGGGCGGGGCCGGUCUCGACGUGUUCGCGGACGAACCGAGCGUGCCGGAAGCGCUUCUGGGGUUGGAGAAUGUGGUGUUGGUGCCUCAUGUGGGGAGCAGCACCUGGGAAACAAGUAGGGCAAUGGCUGAUUUGGUUAUAGCCAAUUUAGAAGCACAUGUGAUGAAAAAGCCUCUACUGACUCCAGUAAUCUGAAGAAUUGUUUGGAUGGGAUGUUUCAUAUUUGUUGUUGUAAAGCAAUUUUUUUGGAUGAGUCUCAAUCAAUAACAAAUGUGCUUGAAUUUAAUCUCA
Molecule: messenger RNA, 1159 nt
Organism: Ananas comosus (pineapple)
Lineage: Eukaryota; Viridiplantae; Streptophyta; Magnoliopsida; Poales; Bromeliaceae
Product: hydroxyphenylpyruvate reductase-like
Exons: 2
Coding region: 107-1063 (318 amino acids)
Cellular component (GO): cytosol
Molecular function (GO): glyoxylate reductase (NADPH) activity; hydroxypyruvate reductase [NAD(P)H] activity; NAD binding
Source: RefSeq, a predicted model, not a curated record